Molecule: messenger RNA, 312 nt
Organism: Carlito syrichta (Philippine tarsier)
Lineage: Eukaryota; Metazoa; Chordata; Mammalia; Primates; Tarsiidae
Product: histone H4
Exons: 1
Coding region: 1-312 (103 amino acids)
Biological process (GO): nucleosome assembly
Cellular component (GO): nucleosome
Molecular function (GO): structural constituent of chromatin; protein heterodimerization activity; DNA binding
Source: RefSeq, a predicted model, not a curated record
AUGUCUGGUCGUGGCAAGGGUGGGAAGGGCUUAGGGAAGGGGGGUGCCAAGCGCCACCGCAAGGUGCUGCGCGACAACAUCCAGGGCAUCACCAAGCCCGCCAUCCGGCGCCUGGCCCGCCGUGGCGGAGUCAAGCGCAUCUCCGGUUUGAUCUACGAGGAGACUCGUGGUGUGCUCAAGGUGUUCCUGGAAAACGUGAUACGGGAUGCCGUCACUUAUACGGAGCAUGCUAAGCGCAAAACUGUCACAGCCAUGGACGUAGUUUAUGCCCUGAAGCGACAAGGACGCACUCUCUAUGGCUUCGGUGGUUGA